Pimephales promelas (fathead minnow) is the source of this 2263-nucleotide messenger RNA. Its product is annotated as fidgetin-like protein 2. Lineage: Eukaryota; Metazoa; Chordata; Actinopteri; Cypriniformes; Leuciscidae. The record is from RefSeq and is a predicted model, not a curated record.
GGUAGUGCAGAGUUGGAUAGAAGAAGAAAAAAAGAAGAGGCAAGAGACAAAAAAAAUAGUGAGAGGCAUGGCAGCGUAAAGCUGGGAAUUUACUUAUAACUGCAACUGUGCAAUGGGGAUUCACAGAGAGGGACUGGGAUCUGUGUUUAUGAGCAAUGGUGGAAAGAUUGAUGCACCCCAAUAGUAUACAAUCAAGAAUAACACACUGACAGAAUUCUGGUUAAAACAGCAUGGUGUGGCAAUGAUGUGGUCAUCUGAGUGGGCGGAGCAACACUAUGAUGUCUCCUCCACCACAUCUCCAGUUCACCCUAAGCCCCUCCCAUAUCCUCAGCCCGGUCGUCCUGCGUUCUCCGGCUACACUGAUGACAUCACUGCCCUCAGUGCCUCUAGCUUGCUAAAGCGCUAUGCAGAGAGGUAUUCCUUCAACUCGGCCUUGCCAGAACCUGGGGGUUUCCUGAGAAGUGAGCAGCACCAGGAGCCUUGGCCUGGGGGGUACAGCACGGACGGGCCUCCCGGUUUAGACCCACUGAAGGGGAGCGGAAGUGAUCUUUCCGAGCAGCAGUAUAGCAGCGGUUCCACGUCUCAGGACUACCCUUCAUCCUACAGCAGCCAACAUCUGCUACCUAAACCAUCCUAUCUUCCGUCACCAGCGUUUGCCUUGCCGUCGGCAUACCUGCCCCCAGCACCAGGCUACGCUUAUCCCCAGCAAUGCGGUCUGACGGCUAGUUACCCCCACAGCACCCCUGCUCUGCUGCCCUCGGGUCUACACACCCCCACGCCUCUUCACAGCAGCCAUGGUGCUGCUGAUCUCCCACGCAACAGGAAGUUUGGCUUCGACCAGUCCAAAACAGCCAGGGUGUCGCCUUACACAAUCAGGGACAAGAGCGAACGGCAGAACAGCGACAGUGGUGGAAAUGUCAAUGAAAGCUGUGGGACGGAUAUUCAGAGCUACAGGCCCGAUAGACUUUCCGCUCAGUCCGAUCUCGAAGCCGAUUCUGUGGGCAAGACCAGUCAUCUACGGCCUCCGGAGACAAGGUCUUACGGAGGUGCGGGACAGUACACAUAUCCCUGAGUCUACUUGAUGUAGUCAGUCUGACCUUGUUUUUAUUUUAUACAUGAUUAUAGCAAUACUUGAACGUAUCAAACAUCAGGGCGAAUAUUAUUACGGUAUGAGACCAGAUGACGGUGACUGAGAAGAUAGAUGUUUCUCUUAUGCACAUUAUCAUUAUUCCUGACUGCAGCUUCCAUGUGACCUGUAGCACAAACACUCUUUUAUGUCCCUGAAAUUACUCUUUCUUUUUUAUUCUCUUCCUUUCCUCUUUUACUCUCUCUCAUCUCUCUCUCUCUCUAUAAUUAUGUUGUGCAGUGAAGCACAUUAUGGUGGCAAGCACUAAUCCACCGCUUCAAUCAAUGAAAUCCAAGCCAAAGAAAGACUGAAAGAGAGGAAUGGAAAAGAGAGAGAAAUAUGGUAAAUCAAAGCACACAUAUGAGAGUUUCAUGUCAUAUGGUUUUCAUACAUUUUGUUAGUGAGCAUGUCAGUGGUAAUAGUCAUGGAUGUUCUUCAACACUGAAGUCAGUGGGAUAAAACUCUUUAUUUUAGGAAUAUUAAGAUUCCUCUAUAAGCCUUGAAUGUAAAUCUGAUUUCCCUCAGGAAUUGUGAAUGAAGCCAUACUUAAUGUUUAUCUUAUCCAUAUUUUGAGUUUGACAGAUGUUUUCGUCUUUUAUUGUCUAGUUAGUGUAGUUUAUUUGCCAUGUCCAUCAUUUAAAAAAGAAAUUGUAACCUUACAAACAGUAUUUUGCUGAUUAAAAUGCACAGCGUACAGAACACAUAAAAUAGCUUUUACAGGGCUACUGCAAAAAAAGGCUCAAAGGGUUUUUGCAGUCUUUUCCACAAUUCACCUAUUGUGACGUUUACUAUGGAAACCUAGAGAGCUGUCCCAGCCCCCUGAGUUGAUCACUGGAUGCGUUUUCCUCUGACCCUCUGACCCUUCUCUGUUUUAAAUGAGGCAAGUGAAAGAAUAGAGAGCUUUUGUUAUGGAGAGGCAAGCGGGACAUACACUGAAAUGUACAAACCCAAAUGAAAAUGAAGUUUUAUGUUAUUUUAACUCUCACGAUAAUGCAAUAUAUGGGACAUACAUGUACAAUUUUCAUCUACCUCACUGUUACAUUUCUGUAUGUUCAAAGUAUGCAAUUGUGUAUUACAUGUCUAAAUGUCUACCUCAAGAAAAAAAAAAUACACAAAAUAAAAACUAUCGUAGCAAUA